AUGCCGGAUAUGCUGUCAGGUGCAAUGUAAUAUAUUUUUCUUGACUACCAAACUUGGCCGCCAGCCUCAGGACCAGAUAAAAGGCAGAUUUCUUUCCAGUGAUUUUCUCAAGUCUCGUCCUUGCACUUUACAAAAGAUCAUGUGCACUUCAUGGUCGUCCUCUAUUCUGGCUUGUUAUCAACCUGGUCAGAAACCAUCUAGCUCAGCCUCGACGCCGCCAUCAUCAUCCGCGUCGAUGCUCAUGGCUCACACAUUAAAGGAGCCACAAUGCUGCCAUUGCGGAUGGAGGGGAGCCCACGCUCCGGGAUGUCCUUUCAAGUAACGGAAUGAGAUCUGUGUACAUUUAUUGUGCUUCUCUUCUUUCCGUCGUCGUCGCUUACUACCCUUUCGACUCCAGAUCUCUUACACACACCGUUCAUUCCACAUCGUUCUUUCAUUGUUGUCGUUGCUUUUUAUUGCUGUCGUCCUUCCCCCGUCCGCGUUCCGCACAUAUUUUAAUAUCCUCCUCCGUAUUUGUAUCAUGCAUGAGCUACACCAAUUGGACUUGGACUUUCUGUUUUUAUAUAAUUCAGAUACUUGAAUCUGCAAUUACUGUGCUCGACAAAUGAUUGUUAUCUGUGCCUGCCUUGUCAUCUGCGCAAGUACCAUGAGAGAUUUGGGG
Messenger RNA from Desarmillaria tabescens, 661 nucleotides. RefSeq lists its product as uncharacterized. The record is from RefSeq and is a predicted model, not a curated record. The transcript has a single exon. Bases 327 to 608 code for a protein of 93 amino acids. NCBI's taxonomy places the organism in Eukaryota, Fungi, Basidiomycota, Agaricomycetes, Agaricales, Physalacriaceae.